UGACAGAAGAGACGUUAUCCGUGUAAGCUUUGUGACUGCCGUAAUACAGUAGAAUCUUGUAUGAUAUUAAGAUCUGUAUCACACAAUAGACAAAAUGCAGCUCAUCUUUGUCAUAUCUUUUGUGAUUCUAAUGUUCGUAACAUGGACGUUUGAACUGCAUCCCAGGCGGCGUUCUAGUAGAACGCAGAACAAUAUGAAUAAAAAUCAGAAAAAUCUUCGAAUCAAUCAACCAACGAACAUGGAGGAGUACGAUUACGCCUUAAUGAUUUCGUUAUGGUUUUUUCAAGCACAGCGUUCUGGUAAGAUGCCGUCAAACAACAGGAUUGGAUUUCGACACGAUUCCAUGUUGCACGAUCACGGCUAUUUUGGAGAAGAUUUAAGCGGAGGAUAUUAUUAUUCCGGAAUCUCGUAUGUUAAAUAUGUUUUCCCGACGGCUUUCACGACGACGUUGUUGGCAUGGGGAGUGCUUACCUGGACGCAAGCUUAUAGACAAGCGCACCAAUUGAAAACAAUUCGUCAAGACAUCAAAUGGGCUACUGAUUAUUUCAUAAAAUGUCAUCCACAAGAAGAAUUAUUUUAUAUACAAGUAGGUGAUGAAAUGUAUGAACGUAGGAUAUUUGGGAGACCAGAAAACGUAGAGUACCACAGACCAGCGUACGCGGCUAAUUCUUCCCAUCCUGCAACUGAUAUUCUCAGUGAAACGACUGCCGCGUUGGCAGCCGCGAGCAUUGUGUUCAAAGACAUUUUUAACGAUACGCAUUACAGCAACGUGUGUCUCACUCAUGCCAAACAAUUAUACAAAUUUGCAAUGAAAUACCGAGGCUCUCAUUACAAAUGGAUGCCUAAUAUUUACAGUUACGAAAUAAAUAGUUAUAGCUAUCACGACGAUCUGACAUGGGCUGCUCUGUGGCUCUACAGAGCAACCAGACUCAAAUGGUAUUUGGCGGAUGCUGAAGACAUGUACGCGAGGUACGAGCUGGCUACUAAUAAUGUAAUAUUCAACUAUUACAACAAAGUACCCGGUAUUGAGAUGAUGUUCACCGAGUUGACAAUAAAUUCAGCGCAUGAGAAUGCGGUGAAAAACUAUCUUAACACAGUGAUAAAUAAGAUAAUACGCACGGGAAAGGGACUUGCGUUUUUCUCUGACACUGAUACUCUUCCUCUUGCAGCUAAUGCAGCCUUUCUCUGCUUGAUAGCGGCAUCUUCUAAUGUAGAACACUCGGACGAACCUUACGCUUUUGCUAAAGAACAAAUUGAUUAUAUUCUAGGCAUAAAAACAGGAAGAAGCUACGUAGUCGGAUUUAGCAGUAGCUCACCAACUCACAUAUCUCACAAAGCGUCUUCGUGUCCAAGGAUGCCACGUAACUGCGGUAUUAGGGAAAUAACGAGCAAUGAGUCAAAUUAUCAGGUUCUUUACGGGGCAUUGGUUAAUGGACCGGAAAAGAAUGACGUUUUCGUCGAUGUUAGAUUUAGAGAAGAGGGUAAAUCACAUACGAAGGUUCGCAUAGACUACAACGCUGGAUUUACUGGCGCGCUCGCUGGAUUGUUGCAAUCAGACAUCAACUGGAACAGUAGUACUUCUCUUAACCAGCAUUAUAAUUCUUAUGACACGGUAUAUAACAAGAAUGGUAACAGUUCGUGGUCUAGGAGUAGCAUAACAAGAAUGUUAACGUAAAAAGAUUUACGUUUUUAAGCGAGGAAAUUGCUUCAAGUUUAGCCCGACAGAUUUGUUUUUUUUUUUUUUUUUUUUUAUUUUUUAUCAGUCUGAUUUGUACGCUGUAAAUCAGAUUGCGAGUACGCGUAAGAAGACACUGAAUUAUCGAAGCGCUUCAACGUUUUUAUUUUUUUUACGAGGACAGCCACAAACUGCUUUUUGCACAAGUUACAAGUUCUGUAAAAGUUCUAGCGAUACAUAUACCAUAAAGCGGGAUGUUGUCUGACAAUGAGUAAAUUACA
Messenger RNA from Pseudomyrmex gracilis, 1956 nucleotides. Its product is annotated as endoglucanase 20-like. Gene Ontology annotation, biological process: carbohydrate metabolic process. Lineage: Eukaryota; Metazoa; Arthropoda; Insecta; Hymenoptera; Formicidae. The transcript has 6 exons. Bases 95 to 1675 code for a protein of 526 amino acids. Gene Ontology annotation, molecular function: hydrolase activity, hydrolyzing O-glycosyl compounds. The record is from RefSeq and is a predicted model, not a curated record.